Messenger RNA from Emericellopsis cladophorae, 1590 nucleotides. RefSeq lists its product as uncharacterized. Lineage: Eukaryota; Fungi; Ascomycota; Sordariomycetes; Hypocreales; Bionectriaceae. The transcript has a single exon. The record is from RefSeq and is a predicted model, not a curated record. The coding region runs from base 1 to 1590 and encodes 529 amino acids.
AUGCGUGCUCAGACACCGCAACAACAUAUCCCAGAGCUAGGCCAGACGCCGCCACGACAACACCGACGGCAGGAGACGCCUUUGCAAUUCGACGGGCUUCUGACCCAAAGGGCUGAGUCUAAUCUGCUACCGCAACCAGUUCAGCACCAGCAGCGCAGUUCGAUCUCGAAGCUGCCCCUGGACGACGGAGGUGAUGCGCCAAACGCCCAGCCACUGCGUUCCAUCUUCCCAACAUACAAUCCCAAUGUGCCACUAGGUCAACAGGACUAUGCGCCCACGGCGAAAAGUCCAAACCAGAUCCCCCGAGCGGUCAUCAGCCGUCAGUCCUGGCGCGACCCGCAUCCAGACGAAGAUGGUAGCGGCCACAACCUCGCCCAUUCGCCGCGGGGUGGCGAGCCGGCUCCCCAUCGUUGGGCACAACCCCGGCCAAGCGAGCCACCCGUCGUUCCAAAGACCAGCUCCACCGAGCAGCUCAGGAGUUUCUGGAAAGUCGCCAACGGGUGGCAGGCUUCGUCGUCCGAGGGGCGAGUGUACUGCAUGAAGUUGACCCAGGAGAAGGAUGCACCCGUCUACACGCUGUCUUCGUCGUCGCAACCUUUCUACAAUAUCCGACUAGAUCCUACAUCAGCCUCCGCGCGCGUUACGGUGAUGCGACAUGAUCCGACCAAGCCGUACAAGGACUCAGCCGCCGAGGCAGCGUCUUCGUCACCGUCGAUCCUGGGCGCGCUCGCUGCCACCGGGGGCAGUGAUCCAAGCAGUCUUUCCUCCUCUAAAAUGACUGAUGGGAAACACUGGCAAGAAACUCUCACCACAACCUUGGAGGAAGAGUCUCGUCGCCAUAGGCCAGAAGAUGGCCUUGUGGCCGUCUUGAUGCCCACGCCAGCGACGAAGAUGGCGCUGGAAAAGGCCAAUGAUCCUCAGGCACAGAUGAUGGCGGAGAGGGAAUGUGGGCGCCUGGUGUGGGACGACGAUUCGGACAGCUACUUCCUCGUUCACCCAGCCCUUGCAACGCCUUUCUGCGUCACGAUUGAGAGGUCGCCUGCGUGGUCGAGGGUCGAGUACACGCUCGAGCAUCAUGAGUCGCCGAAGCACCUGGCCAAGCUGACCAGGGAUGGCACCGGCGGUGGCUGGAUCGAGGUUGACACGGGCUUGGCCAGCAAGAUUGAGGCCUUUUACGUUGUCGACGUCGCCAUCACAGCGUUGAUGCUCGUCGCCAACGCGGAUGAGAGGAACCAGCCCGCGCCCAUUGAGCCCUUUGAGCCCCCGCCAUCGCUGUCGCCGCCGGCGGCUCUGAUCGGCGCGCCACCGCCCGCGCAUAAGAAGAACAAGAAGUCCCUGUUUGGAAGCAAGAAGCCACAGAUGGAGGCGUUUGAGAUUGAUCUCGAGAGUCAGGACGACAGUGUUCGCAAGGAGAGCAAGAACAAGGUCAAAGUGAGAGAAGGCAUCGAUAAGCUGCCUUUUGUGAUCAGGGCGCCGCUCAAGGUCGUCAAGGGGCUCUUUAAGGCGUUUAUUUGGGUCUUGACGAUUCUUUUCAAGUGUUUGAAGUUUAUGUUUACACCGUGUUAUCGGUUGGUCGGGAGUAAAUACUAG